This is a messenger RNA of Labrus bergylta (ballan wrasse), 9328 nucleotides long. Lineage: Eukaryota; Metazoa; Chordata; Actinopteri; Labriformes; Labridae. The record is from RefSeq and is a predicted model, not a curated record.
GAAGACAUUGAAGCCGAAACCCCAAGAGGUAAUCUGCAAAAUAUUUCUGACCUGGUGCAGACUGAGGAUGUUUUGAGUUUGACUCCUGAAGAAAACGGAGUGGAUGUAGUUGAUACUUCACCUGAAGAAGAAGAAGAGGUAUCUCUGAUGUCAGACAAACCAGCCCCACAGGAUAUAACACCUGAGGAGCUCCAAACAAAAGAUGAUGGCACACAGGAUGUGAACACCUCUCAUAACUCGCAGGUGAUAGUCGAGAACGUGGCAUCAGAAAUAGAGGAAGCAGAGGAAGUUUUAGAGGAACACAAAGAAGCAGAAACUGACAUUGUGGAGAAAGAUGAAAAGUCAGAAGAAACUGUUACACAACACGAGGCGAUCAUAACCACACAUGAAACAUCACAGGAUAGUAAAGCUGCAAAAACAGGACGAGCAGUUGUAAAGGCAAUACAAACAGUAAAAAGUGAAACCCCUCGACGGAGAUCCCUGCGGCAGAGAAAAGCCGAGGAGGAGGUGAAGGGGGAAAGUCCAGCUGUGGGUGGAGGGAGAAUUCUGAGAGGAAGAACUGUGAAGAGCACGACCACACCCAUAUCUACACGCCACAGCCAGAGAGUACACUGCAUCUGUCUGACUUCUGCAUCUGAAGUCGUGGAGGAGGUGACUGUAACAGAAGAAAUAACCUCCGUGAAAGAGCAUGUUGGAGAAGAGCAGCUGGAAGAAGACAAACAGACAAAUAAAGAGGAGGCCCAGGAGCAAGAGGAGUCUGGGGUGAAGGCUCUAGAAGCAGCAGAGACAAUGAAUCCAGAUGAAUCUGAAAAAGACCAGAACACUGAGGAUGGCCAAACAUCAGUGAUACAGGAUGAACAAGAAGUCUCUGGUGAUGAUGAUGAUGAGGAAGAGGAGCCCCCUGUUGUGCAGAAAAGAUCUCAAAGAGGCAGACGUAAACUCACAGCUAAACCUACACCUAAAAGGCAGAGCAGAAGACUUCAGAAAUAUGAUGAAGAGCAGACAGAGGAGGAUGAGCUUGAAGCAGGUGACAAGGCAACAGAGGAACAGGUGGAGGAACAAGAGGAUAUGGAAGACAAAACAGAAGAGAAGAUGCAAACCGUGGAGGAAGAAGUUACACCUCCAAAGGCAGAAGAAGCAGCAGAGGACGUUAAACCUUUGACUGAAGAAGAGGAGCAGACGGAGGGAGCGACAGAGGCUGCAUCUGUGAUGGAAAUGGAUAAAGAAGAAGAGUCUGACACUGUUGCUGCUGCCUCUGAAUCUGAUGUUGCCGAAAAGGUUGAUGAAGCCGCUUUACCUGCAGCAGAAGAGCCUCAGGAAAAAGACAUUGUCUCUGAAAUCCCUCCACUGCGGGAAGCCACUGUCGUUCUAGUGGACCUCAAAACAACCUGGGCUGAUCUGGGUGUGAAGGAGGGAGACGAAACACCUGCUGAUGAAGAGUUUGUUGCUGCAGAAAAGGAAGAGACGGAGCUGAUAUCAGCAGAAGAGAAGAAAGAAGAAGAACCAGCGGUGACUACAGGAACACCGAGACAGGGAAGGGGCCGACCAAGAAAAACCCCCCAAAAACCAAUUGAAGAGGAGGUUUCUCAGAGUUCAGAGGAAGAGGAGGCAGCUGAGGAAGCAUCUGUGGAAAAGGUUGAUGAGCAGGCUUCUUCUGAGACGGAGGAACAUGUAGAGCCAGAGGAAGGACAAAAUGUAGUGGAAGAGAAAACUGAAGCGAUAUCCGAAGCAUCUGAAAAGGCUGAGGAAGGGGAAAAAGAACAAGAAGAAACAGCGGCUGUGGAUGCUCCUGAAGAAAAAACUGCUGCUGAGGCUGAGGAGGAGCAGAGAGAAGAAGAGAAUGUUUCUAGCUCUCCAAGACAGGAAGGGAUCUCUACCUCUGGAAGGGGUAGGGGCCGACCAAGAAAAACCCCCCGAAAAUCAAUCCAGAAGAAAAAAGAAGAGGAGGUAUCUCAGACUUCAGAGGAAGAGGAACCAGUUGUAGAAAAAACUGCUGCUGAGCAGAGGGAAGGAUCAAUGGAAGAUGAGAAUAUUUCUGACUCUCCAAGACAGGAAGGGCUCUCUACCUCUGGAAGGGGAAGGGGCCGACUGAGAAAAACCCCCCAAAAACCAAUCCAGAAGAAAAAAGAAGAGGAGGUAUCUCAGACAUCAGAGGAAGAGGAGGCAGCUGAGGAAACAAGUGUAGAAAAAACUGUGGCUGAGGCUGAAGAGGAGAAUAUUUCUGGCUCUCCAAGACAGGAAGGGAUCUCGACCUCUGGAAGGGGUAGGGGCCGACCGAGAAAAAAACCCCGAAAAUCAGAGGAAGAGGAGGCAGCUGAGGAACCAGUUGUAGAAAAAACUGCUCAUGAGGCUGACGAGGAGCAGAGGUUAGAAACAAUGGAAGAGGAGAAUAUUUCUUGCUCUCUAAGACAGGAAGGUAUCUCUACUUCUGGAAGGGGAAGGGGCCGACCGAGAAAAAAACCCCAAAAACCAAUCCAGAAGAAAAAAGAAGAGGAGGUAUCUCAGACUUCGGAGGAAGAGGAACCAGUUGUAGAAAAAACUGCUGCUGAGGCUGAAGAGGAGAAUAUUUCUGGCUCUCCAAGACAGGAAGGGAUCUCUGCCUCUGGAAGGGGUAGGGGCCGACCAAGAAAAAACCCCCAAAAACCAAUCCAGAAGAAAAAAGAAGAGGAGGUAUCUCAGACAUCAGAGGAAGAGGAGGCAGCUGAGGAAACAAGUGUAGAAAAAACUGCUGCUGAGGCUGAAGAGGAGAAUAUUUCUGGCUCUCCAAGACAGGAAGGUAUCGCUACCUCUGGAAGGGGAAGGGGCCGACCGAGAAAAACCCCCCAAAAACCAAUCCAGAAGAAAAAAGAAGAGGAGGUAUCUCAGACAUCAGAGGAAGAGGAGGCAGAUGAGGAAACAAGUGUAGAAAAAACUGCUGCUGAGGCUGAAGAGGAGAAUAUUUCUGGCUCUCCAAGACAGGAAGGUAUCGCUACCUCUGGAAGGGGAAGGGGCCGACCGAGAAAAACCCCCCAAAAACCAAUCCAGAAGAAAAAAGAAGAGGAGGUAUCUCAGACAUCAGAGGAAGAGGAGGCAGAUGAGGAACCAGUUGUAGAAAACAUUGCUGCUGAAGCUGAACAGGAGAAUAUUUCUGGCUCUCCAAGACAGGAAGGGAUCUCUGCCUCUGGAAGGGGUAGGGGCCGACCGAGAAAAACCCCAAAAAAAACAAUCCAGAAGAAAAAAGAAGAGGAGGUAUCUCAGACAUCAGAGGAAGAGGAGGCAGAUGAGGAAACAAGUGUAGAAAAAACUGCUGCUGAGGCUGAAGAGGAGAAUAUUUCUGGCUCUCCAAGACAGGAAGGUAUCGCUACCUCUGGAAGGGGAAGGGGCCGACCGAGAAAAACCCCCCAAAAACCAAUCCAGAAGAAAAAAGAAGAGGAGGUAUCUCAGACAUCAGAGGAAGAGGAGGCAGAUGAGGAACCAGUUGUAGAAAACAUUGCUGCUGAAGCUGAACAGGAGAAUAUUUCUGGCUCUCCAAGACAGGAAGGGAUCUCUGCCUCUGGAAGGGGUAGGGGCCGACCGAGAAAAACCCCAAAAAAAACAAUCCAGAAGAAAAAAGAAGAGAUUUCUCAGACAUCAGAGGAAGAGGAGGCAGCUGAUGAACCAGUUGUAGUUAAAACUGGUGAAGAAGAGAGAGUCAAAAAGGUUGAAGAGCAGUUUGCUUCUGAGAAGGAGGAACAUGUACAGCCAGAAGGAGAGGUGGAGCCAGAGGAAGGACAACGUGUAGUGGAAGAGAAAACUAAAGUAAUAUCCGAAACAUCUGAAAAAGCUGAGAAAGGGGAAAAAGAACAAGAAGAAACAGCAGCUGUGGAUGCUCCUGAAGAAAAAACUGCUGCUGAGGCUGAGGAGGAGCAGAGGGAAGAAGCAAUGGAAGAGGAGAAUGUUUCUGAUAGCCCUAUUGAAGCAGAACAAACUGAGCAGGAGGAGGUUGUAAAGGAACCUGAAGGGCUGGAGGAGAAAGCAGAGCAUGCAGCCACAACACCUGAAUCAGUGGAGGAGAAAGCUGAGGAUGCAGCCACAACACCUGAAUCAGUGGAGGAGAAAGCUGAGGAUGCAGCCACAACACCUGAAUCAGUGGAGGAGAAAGCAGAGGAUGCAGCCACAACACCUGAAACAGUGGAGGAGAAAGCAGAGGAUGCAGCCACAACACCUGAAACAGUGGAGGAGAAAGCAGAGGAUGCAGCCACAACACCUGAAACAGUGGAGGAGAAAGCUGAGGAGACAGCAAAAGAAGAUGAAGAGGAAAAGGAGGGGGAGGAGGAGGAGGUUACAGUCAUGGAAACCAGAACACGGAGAGGUAAAAAGCUAGCAGUCAAAGCCACACCGAGACGCAAAUCUGCAAGAAGACAGAAUAAGGUCAAGGAAGAGGAGGCUUCUGAGAUUUUAGAAGAGGAGCCAACAGUUGAAGUCAAAGUUCUCAGGGGGGGAAGAAAGUCUACCCCUGUGCAAAGAAAAACACCAAAAAAGACACGCAAACAACUCCAAGAAGAAGAGAAGAAAGAAGAAGAGGAAUCUCCCAUGGAUGAGGAGAAAGAGGCAGAGGAAGAGAAGGAACAAGUUGAGGAGGAAGCAACCCAACAAGCAGAGCCAGAAAUCACAGAGAAAGAGGUUUUGGUUUCGGAGGAAUCAGUCAUCCAACAAGAUGCUCCAGAGGAGGAACAGGCCGACAAAUCUGAGAGAGACGUACAAAGCGCUGAUGAUGAAAAGACCUCAGAUGAUGUUGUCCAGGAAGCUGUCACACAGGAUUCAGUGGAGGAGGAGAAGUCAAUACAUGUAGAAGAAGAGUCAGAAGAAGGACAAAUGACACAAACUGAAGAGGAGGAGACCACGACUGGAGUGACAGACGCCUCAGAUGAUUUAGUCGAAGAAGGAGAAACAGAAACAUCAAAACCUGAACCAGCCACUGACUCAGCUUCACGUACACCUGCUGAAGAGGAGGCAACACCCGCAGAAGAAGAGCAACAGAGCAAUGUAGUGGUACAACAGCUUCCUGAGCUCCAAAGAGUCAGCGUGGUUUUAGUGGAUCUGAAAAAAACACAUCUUGAGGUCCUCAAAGAGACAGCAGCUGUGGGGGAGAAGGCUCCCCUGGGAGAAACUUCUAUUGAAGGAGAAGAGGAGCAGAAGGAAGAAACUAAAGAAGAAGAAGCAGGACAAGCAGAAGAUGUUCCUGUUGAAGCAGAACAAACUGAGCAGGAGGAGGAGAAAGCAGAGGAUGUAGUCACAACACAAGAAACUGGCAAGGGGAAGGCCGAGGAGACGGCUAAAGAAGAUGAGGCCAAAAGUGUUGAUGAAGAGGAGGAGGAGGUUAAAAUCAUUGAAACAAGAACACGGAGAGGUAGAAAGCCAGCUGUCAAAGCCACACCGAUAUGCAAAUCAACAAGAAGAACACAGAAAAAGGAUGAGGAAGAAGAGGAGGUGGCUUCAGAUAUUGUUUAUGAGGAACCAGGAGUUCAAGUCCGAGUUCUCAGGCGAGGGAGGAAGUCUAUCACAGUCGCUCCAAGAAGUUCCAGAAAAAGAACCCGUAAGCAACUUCAGGAAGAAGAGGAGGAGGAGGGAAAGGAAUCUACAGCAGACGAGGGGAACAAGGCAGAAGAGGAAGACGUACAAGCUGAAGAGGAGAAACUUGAGGAUAAGGAUGAAAAUCAACAAGCAGAACCAGAAAUAAGUGAAGAGAAAGCUGAGGAUGCUCCAGAGGAAGGACAGGCUGACAGUAGUGAGACAGAGGGACAAGCUACUGAAGCCUCAGAUGAUGUUGCUAAAGAAGCUGUCACAGAACAAGAUACUGUCAAGGAGGAACAGUCAGUCUCCACCGGUGAAGGUGCAGAAGCUGAAACUGGGGAAUUGGCAAAAGAGACACAGCUAACUGGAACUGAAGACCAGGCAGAUCAGGAGGAGGACAUACCGGUUAUUGAAACAAGAGUUCUGAGAAGUGGUGAAAAGAAGGGAAGAAGGUUAGCUCCUUCCUCGCUCAGAGGUAAAUCCAAAAGAGCAAGAACACAGCUUGAAACGGAGGAAGAGGAAGAUCAAACUACCCCAGCUGAAUCAGAGGAUGCCAAAGCAGAGCUGGGAGAGGCUGUAGAAACGAGGAAAGCAAAGAUGAAAAGAUCGAAGAAGAAACUCAAGAGGAGGCUGCAACUCAGGAAAAAGAAACGACAGAACCAGAAGAGGACUUGGAAAAAGUUGUCGCUGAAGCAGACGAAUCCCCCAAAGAGCAAGAGACCCUGGAGGAGGAACAGCCAGCUGAUUCAGAAGGACAGACGGAAAGCCAAGAGAGCCCGCACAGAUGUUCAGCCUGAGGAAGAGGGAGACGAUGAAAAAGAAGAAGAGGAAGAAGAGUCAGAGCGGGACUCACCUGAGGAGAAAGUGGAGACGACAGGAGAGGAUCCUGAGAAGAAAGAUGUGGAAGAGGAGGAGGAAAGCGUGGCAGCUGUGGACGAGACCGGCACCGACACGAUCGAGACUUCAGCAGCUGAAGUAGAUGAGGAGAGCACAGUCGUAGAGAAAUCUACAGAAGUGGAUUCUGACACAGCCGCCGCUCCAGAAGAGGCCCUCGUUGAAGAUGAAUCAGAAAAGGAGGUUGAAGAAGCUCCAGCUCCAUCUACAAGAACUUUACGAAGAUCCAUAAGGCAGAAUUACCAAGAGAAGGAAAGCGAUGAGGAUGAUGCAGAGCUGUAUGCAGACGAUGCGGAGCCUGCAACUGAAGGUCCUGCUGAGAAAACAGCUGUUUUGUCCGACCACAGAGCGGUGGAAUCACCAGAGAACCAGACAUCAGAGAGUGAAGAAGAGAAAACCAAGGACAUCUCGGUGAGAGUCAGAAGUCCCAGGAAGAGGAUGAAGACUGAUGAUGACGACAAAGAAGAGGUCCUAACAGAAGAACGGAUAUUACAAAGAAGAAGAUCCAGACGUAUGAGGCGGCCCGUGGACUACAGAGAGAACGUUGUUGAGGAGGAGAGAGCGACAUUGGGCACAGAGGAAGAGAGUGAAGGAAGCCAACAGAGAGAGUGUAGAGCUAGUAAAAAGGGAGGCGCUCUAGACACAGACGAAGAGGCAGAGUCACCAGACGAGCAGGACAUGUCGGAGGAAGAGGCGGAGCCUAUAGUGAUCGAAAAGAGACGUUUAAGAGGGAGGUUAGUUCCUUCAGUUUCGAUCACGCCCACACGGCACAGCACUAGAGCUACAAAAGAAGAGUCUGAUGAACAGGAUAGCCCUCAGCCAGCUCUGAAGAGAAUUGACCGCAAGAGAAAGAGCGAGGAGGCGACACCAAUCCGCAAAUCCAAGCGUCUCAGCAGAGUUUAGGAUUGACCAGGAAUGGGUAGGGUUGUCACAAUGCAAAUAUUUAAACUUCGAUAUGACGCUAAUGAAAAUCAAAUGAUGUCAAUCCUGUUUGAAUACCACAGCAACAAAAAUAGAAGAACUUAAGUCAUUUUUUUGCAUUGGAUUGCCAAAAAUUGCAUGCAAACUCCUGCAGGCUGUCUUAAUUGUACAAAAACAUUGGCAACAUUUCACAAGCCUCCUCUUCGUCUUCGCUUAAGGCAGCUUUUUUUAAAAACUUAAAAUUUGAAGCUUGAUACUACCGAUCAUUUAUACAACAGAUCGUAUCGUUUUAAAACCUGUGGUAUCAAUGAGUAUUGAAUUAUCUAAACUUUUGACGCCCUUAGUCUGAAUACUAGUGAUUUUUCAUGACAACACUUUCUGAAAUAGUCACAAAAACACGACACACACAGUACACAAAGACAGAAAUGUACUUGUGUGAUUGUGCAAACAAAUUUCAAAUGGAAGUAUUUUCGUGCAGUUCGUUGUGGUGGAAGCACAAAUUUUGAGCCCGCCAGCCUCCAUGGACUUUUUUAUUUUAGCCCAGAACUUCCUUAUAAACUAAACUAACUAUCAUGUGUGUCAACAGUUUCCACUCUUUGCCUCACACAGGACCCCAGUUUCUUAGGAAUAUUCUCACAAACUACCGUGAGACAGGGUUGGCCAUUGAUAUAAAAUGCAAACUGUAUUUAAACCUCUAAAUGCACCAACCAGGAGCGGCACUCUCAACCUCCUUGUUUCCUGUUACAAUGCAAUGACAAUAAAGGCCUUUAACUCACUAAAGUAAUGUAAUGUAAAGUCACAAUUGUACAAAAAUGGGGGGAAAGUUCAUACUUAAUAACCACAAACUCACUGAUAAUGUGUUUCCUUGAUUUUGAGAUUAAAACCAACAAAUACCAACCUGGAUGGAAACAUGCAGCAGGGCCAGAUUUGAUUAUUUAUUUAACUAUUUCUUUAAAAAAAAAAAAAGCCAUAAUAUGCAUUUUAAUGACAACUUUGAAAAGUGGUGAAUAAUAUUUUUAUAUUGUAAAUAUUUGCUUCUCUCAAUGUGAAUGUGUUUGAAUUUAGGGUGUAGGAGCUGAAAAUGUUUGCGGUUUCUUUUUCCGAUUGAGAUUUUAUUUUGAGGAUUUGUGUCGGUGAUUUUUUUGAACUCAGAAUUAUGCAACAAGAGUGAAUGAAGAUAUUUGGUGAGAUCAAAGGAAUUGGUCCUUUUUUGAAUUGUGAGACUCUCCAACAGAUUCAUACUGAAGCCCUGAGCAGACCUUCAUGCAUUAUAUUUUUACUCCGAUUUCCUGUGAUUACAAGUACAUUUCGGUUGUUACCUUGAAAAAAUUAUGACGUUAUACUGAGAUUAGGAGAUGAUCAAGUCGAGCCCCUGAGACAACAAAAGAAAGGUACAUGUUAUCAAAAGGAAAUAUGAGUAAAGUUUGGUAAUGUAGGGCUUCUGUAGAUUCUUCCUUCACACAGGAUUAAGAUUCGUUUUUUAGUUCUUCUUUGUGUGUUUGAUAUUUAGUGAUCUGUACUUUUACCAAAACACGUUGAGCUGAACUCAGGUCUUUACACUAACAUGUUAUUUUUAGAUUAACAUAUGUCAUGUAGAGAUUUUAAAGCGUAGCUGUGUGGGUGUUGAUAGUCGUCUCAUAUUUAACCCCUCACAUGUUUCUUUUCAUCACUUUUAGCGAGGAUGAUUUUCUGAAGCCAUCGUGUAGCCUACGUCACGUUGGUAUGUUUAAUUUUGUGAUCUUUUGUAGUCAUUGAUGUCCGUUCAAUGUCAUUUGUAACUUUAGCCUAACGUCAUUAAGCUGUUCGACAUUUGAUAUUUCUCAGACAUAUUUGAGUGUGCAGCACUUCGGGACAUGACCUAUGUGUAUUUUUCCUAAGCAAUGUUUUUCACUAGAUUUACCUUUUCUGUAAAGUUAUUUUUCCAUGGAUUGAAUUCACUAUUUUUCUGUGUUAAAUAAAGAUUUCUGAAGAUAGCAUUUCA